Sorghum bicolor (sorghum) is the source of this 784-nucleotide messenger RNA. RefSeq lists its product as uncharacterized. The transcript has 5 exons. The record is from RefSeq and is a predicted model, not a curated record. Lineage: Eukaryota; Viridiplantae; Streptophyta; Magnoliopsida; Poales; Poaceae. Bases 125 to 550 code for a protein of 141 amino acids. Gene Ontology annotation, molecular function: RNA binding. Gene Ontology annotation, cellular component: nucleus.
AACCCUACCCCGUAUAAAACGCGGCAGCGAUAGGGCUUCCCUUCCAAUUCCAUCCAUCGCCGCCGAAAUCCCGUUGCCUCUCUCGCGCGUCACCAAGCUCUCAAGUUUUCCCGUGGCGACGGCGAUGGAGGAGGUCACCGAGGCCGUGAACAACCUCAGCAUCUCCGGUGGAGGAGCCACGGCCGGUGCCGGUGCCGGAGCGGAGGGGCACAAGAAGAACCGCAUCCAGGUCUCCAACACCAAGAAGCCCCUCUUCUUCUAUGUCAACCUCGCCAAGAGGUACAUGCAGCUGCACAACGAAGUGGAGCUGUCGGCCCUCGGCAUGGCCAUUGCAACGGUGGUGACAGUAGCAGAAAUUCUGAAAAAUAAUGGCCUUGCUGUCGAGAAGAAGAUCAUGACAUCUACUGUUGAUGUCAAAGAUGAAACUAGGCCCCGACCUAUCCAGAAGGCCAAGAUUGAAAUAUUGCUUGGCAAGACGGACAAAUUUGAUGAGCUGAUGGCAGCGGCUGCAGAAGAGAGGGAGGCCAAUGAGGCCGAGGAACAAAGCUGAAUAACCUGCAAGGACCCUGUUGUAGCUUAUUUACUGUUUUGCCGCUAGAUUUGUCCUCUUCAUAGUUUGUUGAGUCGGCAAAAGACGAUUGCUUGUAUAAUCAAUUAAGGGCACAGCUUAUUUAGUGUGCUUUUACUUGAUUCAUUUAGGUUGGAAUGGUACAAGUUGUGUUCAGUAUGAUACUCUUGAUUCAUCACUAUUUUCCAUUUAGAAGAUAUAUCCCGUUGCUUCUGA